ACAGAGGCACACAGGACCGCUGUCUCUGCUACCGGAAGCACCGUAUUCAUUACAUUCAUCCAUACUCAGCCGCAGCCAUGAAGAAAAGCAAAUGCAAAGCGAGCACUACUGCUGAGAAGGAGUUUGCGUUUGAGUUCAAGGCAGGAAAACACAACUGUGUCCUCAAAGUACCUCUGCAGUUUCCUGUGCAGGAGAACAUCAGUGACCUUCAUGGCCGCCUGAUGCUGCUACAUAAAAUACCCUGCUACAUAGAAAAUGAGUUGAAAAACUCGCUUUUCACCUUCAUCGAGAAGGAGACCAUCCUGGACUAUGACAGAGAGGCAGAGCUGGCCCUGCAGAGGCUUACGUCAGGAGCCGUAGACGUGAAUCAGCUCACCAACGCAUGGACCAGGUCUUAUCUGGAGACUACGCUGGAGCAUGCUCGGCCUGAAGAGCCCAGCUGGGAUGAGGAUUUUGCUGAUGUUUACCAUGAGCUGAUCCACUCCCCUGCCUCAGAUACCCUUCUCAACCUGGAGCACAACUACUUUGUUAGCAUCUCUGAGCUCAUCAGUGAGCGAGACAUGGAGAUUAAGAAACUGCAGGAAAGGCAAGCCACUGAAAUGGACAAGGUGAUGCAUGAGCUGGGGAAUACUUUGAGUGACCAGGAUGUAAAUGCAGUUGCCUCUCAACACUUUGAUGCACAGCAGGUGUUGGAGAACAAAUGGGCCAGUGAGCUGAAGCAAGUUACUGGCAUUCAAAAGCAGGAGUAUCAGGAGUGGGUCAUCAAACUGCACCAGGACCUGCAGAAAUCCAGCAACAGCAGCAAAAUUAAUGAGGAGAUUAAGGUGCAGUCCAGCCAGUUGUCAGAGCUCGCAGAUUCUGGGGCCAGGAUGUUUGAGGAGCAGCCGCUGCUGGAGGAGAGUUUCACCAUACACUUAGGAGCACAACUGAAGACGAUGCACAACCUGCGGCUGGUCCGGGCCGACGUGCUGGACUUCUGUAAGCACCGGCGGCACGGCAGUGGUGGAGCGAAGCUACGGCGGCUACAGACGGCCCUUUCACUCUACUCCUCCUCCCUCUGUGGUCUGGUGUUGUUGGUCGACAACAGGGUCAACUCGUACAGCGGCAUCAAGAGAGACUUUGCAACUGUGGCGAAGGAGUGUACAGACUUCCACUUCCCCUGUCUGGAGGAGCAGCUGGAUGAGGUGCAGCAGGUGGUGCUCUAUGCCAGAGCUCAGCGGAGCAGCAAGCAGAAAGAACAACCUGAGAUUCCAAGGAAUGGAGGUGAUGAUAAGAGCAAAAAUGUUGAAAGAAAUCCAUCUAACAUCUUACCAGGGGAGUUUUACAUCUCGCGCCACUCCAACCUGUCAGAGGUCCAUGUUGUCUUCCACCUGUGUGUGGAUGACAACGUGCGUUCGGGGAACAUCACGGCCCGGGACCCGGCCAUCAUGGGCCUGAGAAACAUCCUGAAGGUCUGCUGCACACAUGACGUCACCACUGUCACUGUACCUCUGCUGCUGGUCCACGACAUGUCGGAGGAGAUGACCAUACCGUGGUGUCUUAAGAGAGCAGAGCUGGUUUUCAAAUGUGUCAAAGGCUUCAUGAUGGAGAUGGCCUCAUGGGAUGGAGGUAUAUCACGCACAGUCCAGUUUCUAGUGCCAAAGAGUAUCUCAGAGGAGAUGUUCUACCAGUUGAGCAACAUGCUGCCUCAGAUCUUCCGUGUCUCCUCCACCCUAACGCUCACCUCAAAGCACUGAACGGCCGAGAUGCACCACACUGCAUCCUCAAGACUUUAGGACCACCACAGGCACAUUUUGUUGUAUUUCUUGUUUUGUGUUUUUCAGGACCUGUAGCGGGUGGAGAUGUGAUGAAGUAGCACAUAAGUCCCAUUCAUUUCAGUGUGGUCAGCGUAAUAUGGUGGCAUUAAUGCACUUCAAGUCAAGGUCAGGCAAAAAGUAUUUUAACUGAGACAAGAGAUUUCUAUGCAGUUGGUGAGCCUUGUUAUUUUUGCAUCUUCUGAAGCUUCACAUGCCGUAAAUACUUUGUACUGAAAGAGCUCUGAAUUCCGUGGCUCACCAGAGCGGCUGCUGAAAUGGUCAUUUCAAGCGUCCAGGAUGCGGUUCUAUGACAUCAUGACAGCAACCGCCAGUGCUGCAAGUGUUCAAGUAUUCCAGUUUUCCUUUAAAGCUGGGAUGUGUAACUUUCUGCAUGUUUGAGCUACAGCAUAAUAGAGGAUCUGCUGUAGCCGAAGCUGUUUAAACUCGCUGGUGCUGAGUGAAAAUGCCAUCAGCCGAGCAGAUAAAGAAAACAUUAAAACACAAUGGUGUUUCCUGAAGUGAUGAGGCUGGAUGGAACCAGCGCUGGCAUUCAUGACCUAACAAACCUUAUUAACAUUCAUCAACAGCGCAGUUAGCAACCAUGCUAAAUGUGGUUUUUGUAGUGUUUUCACCACACACUACUGAAUAGAUGAGUAUAUUUAUAAUAAAAAAGAGAUUUCAGCUUUAAAUCUUUAAAUUUUUGUUUUAAUGUGUAUUUGAGUAUGAGGCCCCUGUCAACAUCAUAGUUCAUCUGUUGAAAGUUCACAAAUUCGUCUUGAUGUGCAGUGUAGCUCAGCCAUCAUGAGGUUAUUGAUCUAAAUCAAUGGGCCAUUGGCUUCAUAUUCGAGGGCUGAUUUGUCCAGAGGGAAGUGACAUAAUGUAUUCUCUUCCAGUCCUAAUGACGAAUGGCGUUGCUGCUGAGUCGAGCAGUGUGCAGGUGUUUUUAUGCUGCAUUGCAGUGAGUUAUAGUGAGGAUCAGUCUUGGAGUGAGUUCACGUGCGGUCCCUUCCUCUACCUCUGUAACAGCAGAUGGCACUGUUCUGAAAGACAAACGUGGAAAGGGUGACUGAACACACUCUUAUUAAAAGGCAUCAAGUUUAAAUGAGUGUCUGCUGCCUGUUGAAAUGAGUCUCACCAUUUUGUCCACAUUUAGCACGAGCAGCGGGGAACUGCUCUGAAAAGUUCAGCCUCAGUUGCAAAGGUUUGUCAUAUACAUUCUGUAUAUUUACUGUUUAUAUUUUUAUGUUUUAAUUAAAAAAAGUAA
This is a messenger RNA of Chelmon rostratus (copperband butterflyfish), 3060 nucleotides long. RefSeq names its product chromosome 6 C12orf4 homolog (gene ferry3). The transcript has 14 exons. The record is from RefSeq and is a predicted model, not a curated record. Lineage: Eukaryota; Metazoa; Chordata; Actinopteri; Chaetodontiformes; Chaetodontidae. Gene Ontology annotation, biological process: regulation of mast cell degranulation. Gene Ontology annotation, cellular component: cytoplasm. Bases 78 to 1736 code for a protein of 552 amino acids.